Molecule: messenger RNA, 1804 nt
Organism: Mytilinidion resinicola
Lineage: Eukaryota; Fungi; Ascomycota; Dothideomycetes; Mytilinidiales; Mytilinidiaceae
Product: SLT2-like MAP kinase protein
Exons: 6
Coding region: 274-1545 (423 amino acids)
Biological process (GO): protein phosphorylation; intracellular signal transduction
Cellular component (GO): nucleus; cytoplasm
Molecular function (GO): ATP binding; MAP kinase activity
Source: RefSeq, a predicted model, not a curated record
CGCGCAUCCAACACGCCCACCAACAUCGUCGCCCGCACCAAUUUUUGCUGCGGCCUUUAAACCCACAAAGACCCAGCAUCGCUCGUCACGCCUCUCCCGAGCACAGCCUGUUGAGCAGGAUCCGUCUGUUGGGCCCCCGUCGCUCCACCACUCAGCGCUCGCCGGCCUCAGCCUCCGGCGCCUAUAUCACUUUAAAGCAACCUCGCUCUAUCAUCGCCGCAGAGCACUUCUCCUACAUCCUCACGACGCCAGCUGCCACUUCCAGCAAUCACAAUGGCAGACCUGCAGGGCCGCAAGGUGUUCAAGGUGUUCAACCAAGAGUUCAUCGUGGACGAGCGCUACAAUGUCACCAAGGAGCUCGGCCAGGGCGCUUAUGGCAUAGUCUGUGCUGCCACGAACAACCAGACGGGCGAGGGUGUUGCGAUCAAGAAGGUCACCAACGUCUUCUCCAAGAAGAUUCUCGCGAAGCGCGCUCUGCGCGAGAUCAAGCUACUGCAGCAUUUCCGAGGACACCGCAAUAUAACAUGCCUAUACGAUAUGGAUAUUCCGCGACCAGAAAACUUCAAUGAGUGCUAUCUAUACGAAGAGCUGAUGGAGUGCGAUUUGGCCGCCAUCAUCCGUUCGGGCCAGCCCCUGACCGACGCCCAUUUCCAGUCAUUCAUCUACCAGAUCCUGUGUGGUUUGAAGUAUAUUCACUCCGCCAAUGUCUUGCAUCGUGAUCUGAAACCCGGAAAUCUGCUUGUCAAUGCCGACUGCGAGCUCAAGAUCUGCGAUUUCGGUCUGGCAAGAGGGUUCUCCAUGGAUCCCGAGGAGAAUGCUGGAUACAUGACUGAAUACGUAGCCACGAGAUGGUACCGCGCUCCGGAAAUCAUGCUGAGCUUCCAAAGCUACACCAAAGCUAUCGAUGUUUGGUCGGUUGGCUGCAUCUUAGCCGAACUGCUCGGCGGGAAGCCCUUCUUCAAGGGCCGUGACUACGUCGACCAGCUCAACCAGAUUCUCCACUACCUUGGUACCCCGAACGAAGAGACUCUCUGCCGAAUUGGUUCUCCUCGUGCACAGGAAUACGUCCGCAACCUGCCCUAUAUGCAGAAAGUCUCUUUCCAGUCCCUUUUCCGCAACGCCAAUCCCGAUGCACUAGACCUCCUCGAUCGUAUGCUCGCAUUCGAUCCGUCCUCCCGAAUCAGCGUCGAAGAGGCUCUCGAGCACCGCUACCUCCAUAUCUGGCACGACGCGUCCGACGAGCCGUCCUGCGUCACUACUUUCGACUUUGCCUUCGAAGUCGUCGAAGACAUUCCCGAGAUGAAGAAGAUGAUCUUGGCUGAGGUCAACCGCUUCCGCCAGCAGGUUCGCGUCCAGCCGCAGCAAGGACAACAACACGCACUAGCUCCGCAAGGAAACAACGUUCCGAUCCCGGAGCACUACGAUCCUCGCGCUUACGAGAAUCCCAGACCACAUGAGGCCCAGCAGUACAUGGGCGAGGGGCUGGAAAGUGACCUUCAGGGUCUAGAUGGGCGAGGAGGGGUCGUGCAUCACGGCAUGAGGUAAAGCCGUGCGUUGAACGCUAAACCUUUCCGAUAAUCAUUGCGCGUGUAUAGAUGUGGGGGAAAAUAGGUUUUGCUGGGUGGUGGGAAAUAACUUUGCUGCGACUUGUGGGAGAUCGCAAAUGUCGGGAUGGAUGGGUGGCAUUUCCAUGCGAACUUUUCUGCUUGAGCGGUGGUACGGCUCGCUGCACUCAUUGAUUGAUGAAGCACACACAUGCAACGCAAGCCCGCUUUCUGCUUCUCAUAGCCUCAUUUAUUCGCCC